Messenger RNA from Solea senegalensis (Senegalese sole), 966 nucleotides. It is a transcript of the gene aqp12, whose product is annotated as aquaporin 12. Bases 119 to 958 code for a protein of 279 amino acids. Gene Ontology annotation, molecular function: channel activity. Gene Ontology annotation, biological process: transmembrane transport. The transcript is spliced from 3 exons. The record is from RefSeq and is a predicted model, not a curated record. Gene Ontology annotation, cellular component: cytoplasm; membrane. Lineage: Eukaryota; Metazoa; Chordata; Actinopteri; Pleuronectiformes; Soleidae.
AUAAGAAAUAUCUCUCUGCAUGUGCCACGUUGUCCAACAGAAAGUGCAGUUGCAGAAUCAAACCCUCAAUUGUUUCCUUUUUUGAAGAGACACAGCACGGGAACGUCUGAUCUGAGCCAUGUCUGGACUGAACGCGUCUCUUGGAUACUUUGUGGCUGUCGUGAUCUUUGCAGCUUCAGUUCGAACACUUCUUAAAAAAUGGCCAAGGUUGAGCUUCAUUUUGGAGUUUGCCUCCUCUUUCAUGCUGGUGGCAUGUUGGCUGGAGGUGCAGACCAUUGUGGAGGUGGGUGAGUGGGCUGGGGGCCUGGGUCCAGAUGUGACUGUGACCAUGCUGUUUGUGUUGUUGCUGACCCAUGGAGUGAUCUGUGGCAGUAUGUCAGGAAAUCCCAGUGUGGCUAUACGGGAGUUCCUGCAGCUGGAAGUCUCCACUGUUCCCACUCUGCUCGCUGUUGCCUCCCAGUUCCUCGGGGCCUACUUAGCUCUUCAUGUUGCUGUUUAUUACUGGAGCCUUGAGCUGACAGACAUGCACAUGAUCAAAAAUCUAAUGGCGAGAGAAUGCAGCACAUCUCUGUUGGUGUCCUUGCUUCAGGGUUUUUUCACGGAGUGUGUUUGUGCUCUCAUCUUUCACCUGAUCCAACUAAACCUGAGACGUAGAUCUGCUCUGAUUCGGGUUCCUGUGAUCGCUGUUCUCCUUACAUUCCUGUCCUAUACAGCCAGAGGCUUCACUUCAGCUUACAUAAAUCCAUCUUUGGCUUAUGGCCUCACCUUCUACUGUCCUGGAUUUACCUUUGCAGAGUAUGCAUUGGUCUACUGGCUGGGCUCCCUCACAGGAAUGACCCUGGCUCUUCUCUUGUUCAUGGGUCACAUUCCAAGACUUUUUGCCAAGAACCUCCUCUAUUUCCAGAAGACACGCUUCAAAGGGCCCAGAGGAGACAAAGGAGAAAAGAAGAAAAUGUGAAAGAAACU